This is a messenger RNA of Osmia lignaria (orchard mason bee), 3336 nucleotides long. RefSeq names its product VPS35 endosomal protein-sorting factor-like. Gene Ontology annotation, cellular component: endosome. Lineage: Eukaryota; Metazoa; Arthropoda; Insecta; Hymenoptera; Megachilidae. Gene Ontology annotation, biological process: endocytic recycling. The record is from RefSeq and is a predicted model, not a curated record.
UUUAGAUAAUAUAAGGACCAGACUAAUAUUCUUUAGAGCCUCCUGAACACGUCCCUCAAAUUUUUUCACAUUCUGUUUAGAAAUGAGGAUGUAUUUUGAGAACUCGCGUCUAGGAAUUUUACUAGGGACUGUCGAUAAAGUUUUCGACGCUUCUGUUCGGCCUAAUUUUCGAUGAAACGUUGACUGUUUUACCAACGCGGAAUUCGAAGUUCAGCCUCGACCAGCCUCGACGCUCGCAUCAUCUUAAGAACUAUAUAUGUGUUAUUUUAUUUUAUUAUUGCAUUGUAAACAGAUUUUGAUGUAUUCAAAAGAUGACGGAAAUAAAUUGGAUUUCCAAACCUGUAAAUUAUAAAGCAAUAAGGUUUGCGUAUUUAGAAGAAACAACAGAUCAUCCAUUAAAACCUGCUACUGUUAUGUUAAUUGAUGGACGCAGUGGUAUCAAACGCAAUGCACUACGAAGCACAAGUACCAGCACUUCAACUGCUACACUAACUCCAACACAUACACCAAUCCCUGGAAACCCUUUAACAGAUCCGUUACUAAGCCAUUCUUCUUUCGAUGGAUCUGACCCCCUUUCGCAGUUUGCUAGAGAAGAAUUGGAUCCUUUAUCCAAAAUGGCUGCAGAUGAGUGGGAUUAUUCCUGCAAUGCCAUAGUUUGUGGAAAAAAGUCUAAAGAUACUGCAGAAGAAUUAGUAGAACCAUGGUCAGCAAGACGAGCUGCAAUAUUAAACAAAUACACAACUUCAGAAAAGUUGUCGAUUAUUACCAGUUUUUUGUCAGGUGGAGAGAAAGUUGUUGUAAAAGUUCAACCAACUGGUGGAGUAGUUGACAAAGUACGAACAAGACUGGAGCAGUUAGAUGAUUUCGAAGAAGGAUCUAUUAGACAAAUGUUAGAUCUCUCACAACAGCAGUACGCUGCAAGAAUUGAGCAAUUAAAUAAUGAACUUGUGCAGGCCUGGCAUUCAGAUCAAAGGGUUAAAGCACUUAAAAUAGCAAUUCAGUGUGCCAAAUUAUUAGUAGAUACAUCCGUUAUGGCUUUUUAUCCCAGCAAGUUUGUUCUUAUCACAGAUAUUUUAGAUAUUUUUGGAAAACUUGUUUAUGAGAGACUGAAAGUUAAAGCGGAAUAUUAUAAGCCAGGAAGUAAAGUACCAACUAGUUUACCUAAUAAUUUUACACCUGACAUGGUACCUGAAAAUGCGAAAGAAACUUGUAGAAACUGGUUUUAUAAAAUAGCAUCUAUAAGAGAACUAGUUCCACGUUUAUACGUAGAGAUGGCAAUAAUAAAAUCUUAUUGCUUUUUAACAACAAGUGAAUUUAAUACAGCCUUGUUACGAAUAACUGGAAUGAUAAGAGGAAUUGGAAAUCCUCUAAUAGGUGUAUACGCUAGAUGUUAUUUAUGCCGAGUGGGGCUAGCUUUGAACAAAACAUCUGAUUUUGAAUUUGUAAGAGAAAAUUUUUAUGAUUUUCUCAUUACUUAUCAACAAUUAUUUGGGCAAUUCGUGAAAAAUGAACUGGUUAAACAAAAUAUGACCUUACAUUCUUAUUUGAAUCUCUACUCGCCAGCUGUAGAUUGGAUUUUACAAGUUUUAGUUGCCACUACUGCUGAAAAUCGUUUAGAAGAUGUACUCGCUAGAUGUAAAAAACAAGCGAAUAGUUCGCUGUUACUGAAUAGCAUUUUAAUAGCAUUUAAGCCAUCGUAUAUUGCUGGAAGAGCGAUGGAUUUUGUAAAUUUGAUCAGCGAAAGUGAAGACGACGGUUUUCCGCAAUAUCUUUUAUACAGAAGUUUAGGUGAAAGUCUCAUACAAGAAUCCCCACCGAAAGAGGAUUGCCAGCAAAUUCUAAAUAUGAUAUGGAAAUACAUAAACGACCUAACAAAUCCUCAUAAAUUUAUGCAUUGUAUUGAAAUUUGGAUUCAGUUUACUUCCAUUCAUUUUUCAGUAAAUGAAUUAAAUGCGUUUUUUGGAAAAAUAAUUGAUCGCCUUAAUUCAAACAAAAGUUUUGAGAAUUACUAUUUACAGCUACAAAAUAUUGUAGAGAAAGUAGUAUCUCAUACUCAAGAUUUUGAAUCACUACUUGCUAUGGAUAAUUUCUUGCCUCUAAUAGAUUUGUUUCACAAGGAAAGUAUUAAAGUUGAAGUUUGUAAAACUGUGAUAGAAGGUUUAAGUGUUCAAACUGGUCCUAUUACUGAUCCUAUUAUUAUAAAUGCCCUUAUGUUUCUUGCUAGAAUAAUGCACGACUCUGUUAGUACUUUAACCGUUGAAGAUGAGAAACGACAAAUUGGUCAACUUAUAUGCAGUUUGGUACAACGUGUUGAUUAUGGUCGUGAUUUUGAGAAACAACUGAAUUUUUAUGCUGAAGCCAGAGCAGCUUUUCCCAAUCUUGAUACUGUUCAUAUACAACUUGUACAGUGUGUAAAUAGAUUAUCUGUUGAUACUCGAAAAAUUGUUCGUGGACAUCAUACGAGAAGAACGUCAGCAUUUGUACGUGCUUGUGCUGCAUUUUGUUUUAUUACAAUUCCAUCGUUAACUUUAGUUCAUACACGGCUUCAGUUGUAUCUCCUAUCUGGACAAGUUGCACUUCUAAAUCAGUGCUUAGGUCAAGCCGACGCGUGUUUCAAAGCUGCCUUAAGUUUAGUUCCGGAAAUGCCUAAAACAAUAGAUAUAGAUGGAAGGCAAAAAAGCUCACAACCAUAUCUACUUUCAUAUUUAUCAAAUUUUUUAUCAACAUUAUUGGUUGUACCAGAUAGUCCAGAACACGGAGUUCUAUAUUUAAUGAGAGGAUUACUUAAUGCAGUUCAACGUUGUUUUGAAGAAAAUACAUUGACAAAAACAUAUUUAUAUUUACGUGUACUUGAUUUGUUAUCGACGGUAACUCAAGAAAAUUAUCCAUAUCAUGUUGACAAGGUUGAUUCGAACGAUAAAUUGUAUGGGUCUGAUCAAAAAUUCAUAAGCGAAGUCAAUAAGAUGUGCUCUAAGAUUGUAGAAGAGGUUUUAUCGCAUUUAAAGUACCUUGGAUCUACUGAUCAAGUGGAAAAACAAGUAGCUCUUGCAAUUGAACUAUUUAAUUGUUUUGUCAUUAGAGCAGAUCUGCGUGAUCCAUUAUUAGCACAAAUGGCUGUAAAUUUGUGGAAUCUGUCUCAACGAUAUGGUUACGUUGACUCAAAAGUAAAGAUGAAGAUGAUAGCUUAUAUGGUGCAAAAGAGUCACGAUGUGGAGUAUGAACAUUUUGCAGAUAUUUUGAAAAAAAUGUUGAAAUAAUGAGGAUUUCAAUUCAUAAACGGGAAAUAUAAAAAGUGACAAAUGCAUUAAAUGUAUCUUUUUAAUUAUUCUUUUGGAA